GCCAUAAAGAUAAGAUAUCCAAUCGACCGCAGGAACAUAUUCAGCUUGACUGCCCAGCGACUGACAUGCGACACGAAUGGUGAUCCUUUUUCUAGUUCUUCAUCACCAUGCUGCAAGUGCGACAAAAACCCAUUUCAUGGAAGCAACGCUGGGUCAAACAUGUCACUGUGGCUUGCUUCUUCAUGUUUAUGAUCGUGUUGUACUGUCUUUCUACACUACAGAUCUACGUCAGUCCACCAGAGCUUCCAGUUCCUCUCUCGUGUGCUGCCCCUCCAGGCCAACACAGCACUCAUUCACCCACAAAUGGCUCACAGCAAAAUAAUAAAAUAUGUGUCCCUAAAAUGGACGUCAUGUUCAUGAAGACUCAUAAAACUGCAAGCAGCACCUUCCUCAACAUUCUCUUCCGCUUUGGGGAGAAGCACAAUCUCAAAUUUGCUUUUCCCAAUGGUCGAAAUGACUUCUUCUACCCUUCAUAUUUUCAGCACACGUACGUUCAAGAUUUUAAAUCUGGAAUGUGUUUUAACAUCCUGUGUAACCACAUGCGUUUCAACGCAGCUGAAGUGGCCAAAGUGCUGCCAAGGGACACUUUAUACAUUACAAUCUUGAGAGAUCCCGCAGAGCUCUUUGAGUCCUCUUUCCAUUACUUCGGUCAUCUCAUUCCUCUGACCUGGAGUAUACCAGGAAAAGAUAAGAUGGCAGAGUUCCUGCGUGAUCCCAAUCUCUAUUUCAGCCCAAAUGGAUUCAGCUCCUUCUACCUGAAGAACCUGCUCUUCUUUGACUUUGGACAGGACAACACCCUGGAUCCAAGUGACCCCCAAGUCAACAAGAGCAUCGGGCUCAUUGCUGAGCGUUUUCAUUUGGUUAUGCUAAUGGAGCACUUUGAGGAAUCACUCAUAUUGCUCAAGGACAUCCUCUGCUGGGAGAUGGUUGACAUCCUGUUCUUUAAGCUAAACUCUCGUCAGCAAUCCACAAUGUCUAAACUGACCCCACAACUGAGGGCAAAGGCCUUGCAGUGGAAUAGCAUUGACUGGAAGCUUUACAAACACUUUAACGUGACUUUCUGGGAGAAAGUGGAGACUUAUGGAAGAGAGCGUAUGACAAAGGAUGUUGCAGAGCUCAGGAGGAGGAAUGCAGAGAUGGAGAAGAUCUGCAUCAAGGGAGGUCACCCUGUGAUGGCCAAAGACAUUCAUGAGGAAGAAAUGCAGCCAUGGCAACCCAUCGGAGAAAGGUCCAUCAUGGGAUACAAUUUAAAUAAAAAUAUAGACAAAGCCUAUCAGGUGUUGUGCCGAAAGAUGUUACUCCCAGAAAUUCAAUAUCUGACAGACUUGGGGGUUAACCUGUGGGUCACUAAGCUGUGGGAACACGUGAGGAAUAUCAUUAACUGAUGACAGGAGACACAUGAGACAAAUGGCUGAAUGAGCUGUGAAGGGCAUGGAUGAAAAAUGAAUAUGUUAAAUAACUACACAGUAUUUUUUUUUGAAUGGGGCAAAUUUGUUGCAGUCUGCCAGAGAUAUAAGCAUGUAUGACAUGAAUCUACAACUAAUAAUACAACUAUUUAUGUAUUUAAAUCGUUUAGCAUGUUAUAUGAAAUAUGUGUAGCCUUCUUUUUAGAGAGGAUUUAUCUCUGUUUAUUGUUGUUCUGUGUACUCUUCUUUGUUUUAAAAGAGCUGCACAUUCUGCCUUGUUUUGCAUGCUUAAACAAUUGAGUUUCAGUAGAUCCAUUCUAAUGUAAUGUAGAGAGCAAAAUCCAAAGAAGGUCUUCAACAGCUUUAAAAGCCAUAAAAAAAGACAUGUUUUGCAGAAGUUCCAUUCAGGUUAGACUGUAUAACCACUAUGGUGGAAUAUACUGUGGUUAUCAUUCAAUGAUCAAUUCUCCUAGAAUUCUCCAGAAUUGUUGAGGUCAUAUCCCAGCCCAUGUGACCUCAGGUGGCCUUCUCCUUACAUGACUUUGCUUUUCUUUUAUUGUGCUUUGCAAUGUCAAAGUCACUACAUGACUCAUGAGUUGGAAUGUUUUGUUUAAAAAUGCCUCUUAAAUAAAUAUUACACUAUCAAGAAGAAGAAACACCCCUCUUUAACUUCCAAUAUUCUGCAGACUAUUUGUGGAUCUUGAGCUUGACAUUUAUAAUUUUUAUUUUUAUUUUAUUCAACAUUUGUGACAAGUCGAUUAGCAGAGUGAUAAAUUGUGUCCAGUUUAUGGAGGGUUCCUUUGCAUGCAUGUCGGUAUAUUGUAUCCCCGUAAAUCAAAUAA
Messenger RNA from Solea senegalensis (Senegalese sole), 2248 nucleotides. RefSeq names its product galactosylceramide sulfotransferase-like. The coding region runs from base 108 to 1385 and encodes 425 amino acids. Gene Ontology annotation, biological process: galactosylceramide biosynthetic process; myelination. The record is from RefSeq and is a predicted model, not a curated record. Gene Ontology annotation, cellular component: membrane. NCBI's taxonomy places the organism in Eukaryota, Metazoa, Chordata, Actinopteri, Pleuronectiformes, Soleidae. Gene Ontology annotation, molecular function: galactosylceramide sulfotransferase activity. The transcript is spliced from 3 exons.